Messenger RNA from Cutaneotrichosporon cavernicola, 981 nucleotides. RefSeq lists its product as uncharacterized. NCBI's taxonomy places the organism in Eukaryota, Fungi, Basidiomycota, Tremellomycetes, Trichosporonales, Trichosporonaceae. Gene Ontology annotation, molecular function: serine racemase activity; L-serine ammonia-lyase activity; D-serine ammonia-lyase activity. The transcript has a single exon. The record is from RefSeq and is a predicted model, not a curated record. Bases 1 to 981 code for a protein of 326 amino acids.
AUGCCCGACCUCUCCGCCCCGCUCCCGACAUACGCAGACGUCCAGUCGGCGGCAUCCCGCCUGGCUGGCGUAGCGCACCGCACCCCUGUCCUAACCUCCACCACGAUGAACGAAUCCCUCGGCGCAAGCCUCUACUUUAAAUGCGAAAACUACCAGCGCAUGGGCGCCUUCAAGUUCCGCGGCGCGUACAACGCCCUUUCCCGCUUCUCUCCCUCCCAAACGGCUGCCGGUGUACUGGCCUACUCGUCUGGCAACCACGCACAAGCCAUUGCACUCUCCGCACGCCUCCUCGGUAUGCCAGCCGUGAUUGUCAUGCCCAAGGACGCGCCGGCAGCCAAGCUCGCCGCGACUCGGGGCUACGGAGCACAAGUGGUCCUCUACGACAGGUUCACUGAAGACCGAGAGGCCAUUGCUUCCCGUCUCGCCCACGAGAGGGGACUGACCCUCAUCCCACCCUAUAACCACCCGCACGUCAUGGCCGGCCAGGGGACAGCUGUCGCCGAGCUAUUGGAGGACGUGCCGGACCUCGAUGUCAUUUUCGUGCCUCUCGGUGGAGGAGGUUUGUUGUCUGGUUCGUUACUGGCCGCCAAAUCCCUCGCCCCAAAUUGUGCGGUUUAUGGCGUCGAGCCAGAGGCCGGCAACGAUUUCCAGCAGUCUCUUCGGACAGGCAAAAUUGUCAAGAUCGAGACGCCAAAGACUAUCGCCGACGGAGCGCAGACCCAGGCCGCUGGCGAUCUCACUUUCGCCGUCGUGCGCGACCAUGUUACGGACAUUGUCACUGCUACGGAUGAGCAGCUUGUCGACGCGCUCCGGUUCUACGCUGAGCGCAUGAAGAUGGUCGUAGAGCCCACGGGCGCGCUGUCGCUGGCAGCGGCGCAGAAUGCCGGCAUCGAUAUCAAGGGCAAGAAGGUCGGGAUCUUGAUUAGCGGCGGCAACGUCGAUAUCGCAAAGUACGGCGAGCUGCUCAGCCGGGGCCUGUAG